Messenger RNA from Histoplasma capsulatum G186AR, 1491 nucleotides. RefSeq lists its product as uncharacterized. The record is from RefSeq and is a predicted model, not a curated record. The coding region runs from base 1 to 1491 and encodes 496 amino acids. The transcript is spliced from 2 exons. Lineage: Eukaryota; Fungi; Ascomycota; Eurotiomycetes; Onygenales; Ajellomycetaceae.
AUGUUUCUCGAAAAGGCAGCGAUAUGGCUCUUUGUGAGCGUUUGCGCUGUUGUGAUAUCAGCGCAAUCGUCCAUCACUUUUGCGGACGAUGUCGUGGUGCCAGCGUCGGUUCCAACCGUCAGCGGCAUUGAUGUCUCUCAUGGCCCUUUCACAGGUACUCCCACUGUUACCGGCGCUCUGAGUGGGACGGCCAUUUUGGGGACGGCGAUCUCUCCCAAGCCCGCUCCGGCGAAUGCAACGACAUAUCCCAGUGAUGGACGCCUUCACGACCCCCAACCGGCUCCAUACGUCCCCGCAGGCGGCCUCGGGACGAACGGCACCAUGCCCGUUUACAAUGCAAGGAGCGACUAUGAUUUCCAGUCCCUUGCUCUCGUCCUGUACUUCAAAUGGAUAGAGGUCGACCUCUUCAACUACGGCCUAUCCCGCUUCUCUGAGGCGGACUUCCAGAUGGCAAACCUCACUUCCGAAGACCGCUAUCUCGUUCGAUUCAUGGGCAGGCAAGCAAUCGGCGGCGCAACGAUGCUUUCCAACAUCCUCGGCCGCGCCGCGCCCAAGCAAUGCAACUACAACUACCCCAACUUCACCGACGUCCGCGAAUGGCUCGACUUCUCCCAGAAGCUCACCCGAACCAACGAAGCGGGCGUCUACGGCAUGCUGCCGCACCUCAACUCGCGCGCAGCCGCCUCCAUGCUCCUCCGCUCCGUGGCCGUCGCCGCGCGCCAGCACGUCAUCUUCCGCCAGUUCCUGGGCCUGUUCCCCAUGCCCGAGUGGUUCGAGGUGGGCAUCCCGCAGUCCUGGGCCUGGUCGCUGCUGAGCCCGUACAUCGCCUCGUGCCCUGGUAACCAGACCCGCCUCGCCUGGCAAAACUUCCCCGCGCUGCGCGUGGUCAGCCAGCCCAACCCGUUCCGCACCGACGGCUCCGCCGCCGACAACGAGACGCUGGGCGCCUGGCUCAAUUCCGCGAAUGACACCGCCAUCCCGCCGCCGCAGCGCUGCAACGCGACCACAAACGGCAACGCGACCGCCAACGGCACCACGACCGUGAACGCGACCGGAGUUGAGUGCGGGCCCGCCAUCACGCGCAACCGCUCCAUCCCGCUCUCUAACCCAGGCCGCCCGGUUCUGCUGCACUGGGACGCGCCGGACGCCCCCCUCGGCCCAAACGGGAGCUACGUCGCGAGCUCCCGCGCCGGCCCCCCCGCGUUCGUCGUCUGGGUGACGCAGCUGAACGUGACGUACUCGCCGCUCACGGACGUGGUGGGCGGCGGCUUGGGCGGCGGCAACGCCAGUAGCGCGGGUAAUGUGAGUAACGUGUCGGGCGGCUCGGGCCGCACGAUACAACCCGACCUCUCGACGUACGAGGGCGACCCGGGCAUCAACGGGACGAUUUUCAUCGCGGUCACGGAUACGGAUCUGUUUCUCACGCCGUUUAAUUUGAGCUUGAUUAACCCGCAUGUUGUGGCGGGGCCGGCGGUUUAUCAGGCUGGCUGA